AUGAAAAGGUGGAACGAUCGCUUUUUUGUGAUCCCAAGCAAAGAUAAUCAAUGUAGUCAUGAUUUUUUCAGGCAAUAUUUUGAUAUGCUGUUUGGAGAAAAUAAAUAAAUUGGAAUAGAGAGAAACUGAUUUUAUAUGGAUGGUUAUAUUUGAUCAAAGCGAUAAAUCUCCCACUUUAAAUUGGGACAAAUAAUCCUAUUAUAAUUUAAAGGGGUAAUAUUUUUCAAAAAAAAUAUAAAAUUUGGAGAUUAAAAAAUAUAAAUUGACCCGCAAUAUUUUUGAAUUUUAAUUUAUUUUAUGAGGAUUAAUUCAAAAAAUUAAUAUAUUCAGAGUGAAAACUGUUUAAUAAGUAUCGCUUUUCAUUAAAUUAGGUUAAAGCUAGUUUAUAAAAAAAAUAUUUUCACCUAAAUUUCUUUUUGAAUUUUUUUUUCAAUUUAAAGAGAGGGUAUAAUGCCCAAAAAAUGGAUGUUCUAAUUUAAAGAGGUGCAUAAAGUUUAAUAAUUAAGUAUAAACCUUCCAAAGGAAAAUUAGUCAGACUCUGUACACCUACACAGCAAAAGCUGUAUGAAACUCCUAACUUAAGAUCGACGCUUGAUAAACUAUCACAUAGAAUUCCAAGAACUUCAACAGUUUGGAGACCAGCCUCAAGAUCUUUACUCUACUCUAACUUGUUUAGCGGGCAAAAAAUCUUUACUAGCAAAGAGAUUAAUUUUUUUUAAUUUAUUUAUAUGUAAUUUGUUUUUUCAAAUUAAAAAUCUAAUAUUUAAAUAAUGAAAUGAAUAGUCUAAAAUAAUUUAUAAUGCUUAUGUUUUAUAGUGUAAGCUGUAUAAAAUUAGUUAGAGAUUGCAUUAUAUCAUCUUAACUGCAUAUCAAAUUAUUUAUUGUAAAAACAAAGUAUAUUUAAAGCAUUUUUAAACACUAAUAAAGGGUAGGAGUUAGAAAAAGGCUGAAAUGACAGGUUUUCUGUUGCCUUUUCUAAGGAUAACGAAAAAUAUCCAAUCCCAUUGAGAGAAUAUUUUGAUAAUCCCAAAAUCUUCUCAACAUUUGCGUCAAGAACAAGCUUUGAGCUUUUGAAAACUCAAAGCACAAAACAAUUUACUCUCAAAUCGAAAGAAUCUUUUGGGACUCCUACUAAAAAAUAUUUUCGUAAAAGAAGAAAUCGUGAUUCGGCGAGAAAUAGCGAGCAAUUGAAAUUAAAAAAGAGUAGCGAGCUAAAAAAAUCGCUUUAA
Molecule: messenger RNA, 1229 nt
Organism: Blepharisma stoltei
Lineage: Eukaryota; Ciliophora; Heterotrichea; Heterotrichida; Blepharismidae
Source: the annotation of a GenBank genome assembly